GGCGAUGCGCGACAGUGAAGUGCGCAAAGACAACCGUCGCAAACUGGUCCAAGAGGUUGCGCGAGGGGCGUGGAAAAAAAAAAAAGGUUGGUGCACAAGGGAAUGACAAGAAGGAAGUUUGGUGGAAAAGCGACACAGAAGUCGAAGUCAGAGUCAAGAAGGCGUGAUGUUGACGCAAGGCAGCUGCGGUUACAAAUCCGGGGGGAAGGUGCGACAACCAAUCUUUGCGAGAGUUCGGGUUACCACGGAAAGUGCUGGUACCUUCUGCCGUCCAGCAAGAGCAAGUCUGCCGGAAGGAUAAAUGGGCGGUUGAGAAAAGGAUGGGAUGGAGAAAGAACGUCGCGCAAAGGACGAGAGAUUAUUGGGGAUGAAAAGGGGAGAUGCAAGGUGCUGCGUAGAGGACAACACGACAGCCGAUGCGCCGGGCCCCAAGCCCUGCCCGGCGAUAGUUUCUUUUCUUAUUGGAGAGUUAAAACAUUGAUCUACAAUCGUCCUUCCCGACUGCCACCAAUCGACACGGCGUACACUUUGCACGCGUUAUCUAGCCGCCCUCCUCGAGACACGGACUACUAUUGUAGGGAAUCUCCUAAUCAUGACUUUGCGUUGCAAGUUUCUCAAAUCUCUGUUGUUUAGAUGCAAUCAUCGGGAGCAUGCCAAACAGCGCUAGCGUUCCUCGA
Messenger RNA from Aureobasidium subglaciale EXF-2481, 677 nucleotides. RefSeq lists its product as uncharacterized. The transcript has a single exon. The coding region runs from base 103 to 633 and encodes 176 amino acids. The record is from RefSeq and is a predicted model, not a curated record. NCBI's taxonomy places the organism in Eukaryota, Fungi, Ascomycota, Dothideomycetes, Dothideales, Saccotheciaceae.